Molecule: messenger RNA, 810 nt
Organism: Colletotrichum navitas
Lineage: Eukaryota; Fungi; Ascomycota; Sordariomycetes; Glomerellales; Glomerellaceae
Product: small-subunit processome
Exons: 2
Coding region: 1-810 (269 amino acids)
Biological process (GO): rRNA processing
Cellular component (GO): nucleolus; small-subunit processome
Source: RefSeq, a predicted model, not a curated record
AUGUCGUCGAUCCGCAACGCCGUACAGAGGCGUUCCCAUAGGGAGCGUGCUCAGCCUUUGGAGCGCCAGCGGUUUGGCCUCCUCGAGAAACACAAGGACUACUCCCUCCGUGCCAAAGACUACAACAAGAAGAAGGCACAAAUCAAGUCCCUGCGCCAGAAGGCCGCGGAAUGCAACGAGGAUGAGUUCUACUUCGGCAUGCUCAGCCGCAACUCCAUGGGCUCGCGCGUCAAGGACGGCAGGAAGUGGUCCGGCACAGUCGCCGGCGACCGCGGCAACAAAGCCAUGGACAUGGAAACGGUGCGGCUUCUAAAGACGCAGGACGUCGGCUACGUGCGUACCAUGCGCAACGUCAUCUCCAAAGAGGUGAAGCGCCUCGAGGAGCAGAUCGUGCUUGUCGGCGGCAUCGAAGCCGCGAGCCACAACGACGAUGAUGCGGACCACAGCGACGACGAAAUCGACACGAGACCCGCGGCGCCGAGGAAGAUCGUGUUUUUGGACGGCGCGGAGGCCAAGGCGGAUGCCGCACAGGAGGAGUCGAUGGAGCUUGAUGGAGAAGAGGACGACGAGGACGAGUUUGAGGGUUUCGACGAUGACGACAAUAAGGACGCCGGCGAUGCCCAGGCACAGAAGGAGAAGGCACUUCAGCGGUUACGGCUGCAGCUACAAAAUGCGAAAAAGAAACUCAAGGUCCUUGCCAAGGCGGAGGAGGGCCUCGAGAUACAGCGUGCUAAGAUGGCCAAGACGGCUACCUCGGGCGGCACCACGAAGAAGGGCAAAAAAUUAAUGGUCCGGGCGCGCAAGCGAUAA